Messenger RNA from Saccostrea echinata, 3357 nucleotides. RefSeq lists its product as uncharacterized. Bases 1 to 3333 code for a protein of 1110 amino acids. The record is from RefSeq and is a predicted model, not a curated record. The transcript has 19 exons. NCBI's taxonomy places the organism in Eukaryota, Metazoa, Mollusca, Bivalvia, Ostreida, Ostreidae.
AUGACGAUUGAGCUAUGUGUAGAAAUUUGUCGUGCCAAAAAUAUGACUUACGCUCUGCUAUCUCCGUCAGUGUGUCGAUGUAAUGACACACUUCUGGUGAAUACUAUGAAAUCCUGUACAGCUAGAUGCGCCAACUCCAAGAUUCAAAUUUGUGGUGAUUUGCAAUCUAGUGUGUCCGUCUAUAAGAUAGAUGAAUAUCCAUUGUACAGCUCUUGUAAAACACUGUUUGAUGCUGGAAUAAGAAUACACGGCCAUUAUGUACUAAAAAGUGGCAUUCAGCAUUGUAAAUUCUAUGAUGGUUCUACUGAUUGUGAAGAGGGAUGGUUUGCAUUAAACGGAACCUGUUAUAGUGUUCUUUUAAACUCGACAACUGGCUAUGGAUACCAACCAAUUCUAGAAUGGCGGUCUGCAUGUGCACAACAAGGAGGUAGGCUGGCUACAAUCAACAACCAACAACAGCAUCAUUUCAUUGCGAAGGUUAUCAUGGGUUCAGAACGUCUAGUUAAGCCCGUGGUGUUGCUGGGAUAUUUUGAAUCGAUUUUGCUUGGAGCACCGGCAUGGACAUCUGGUUCAAUGUCAAAAUACAUGACGGAUACUGAUUUCUCCGGAGAUUCAUAUCGACAAAGAGUGCUGUUCCAGGACCAGGAGUAUUUAAACACUUUCAUCGGUACCUCGUCCGACACAACUCAGGCCUCAGCAGCUGUGUGUGAAACCGAAAAAGAUUUUAUCGGAGUGUUUCAGCAUCCUGCCAACUUAGAACCUUUAAUUCUUGGAUAUGGCAUUAUGACUUUAACUCAGUGCAAACAAGUCUGCUCUGGGGCAGAUCAGAAUUUUGCCAUGGUUGGCAGAAACACGUGCUGGUGUGGUAAUCAGACAGAUGUAGAUUUGCUUACCCCUGAUUCUUUGGGUGCCAGCAAUAGACUUUUGGGGAACAGUAAUGCCUUUUGCUUGGGAAACAAUAUCCAGCACUGCCCAGAUGCGGAUAAAGUUGAUGUUUAUAAUCUAGACAUAACAGACUGUGGUUCUGCUCCUAUGUUUUGGGGUUAUAGAGAACAUUGUUACAGAUUUGGAACAAUGUUAACAACCGGAGAGACAUUUGCCACUCAAUGCAUUGAAAAUGACAGCCUUCCAUUUCUUCCUGCAUUGAAUGAUGAACUCGUCUCUAUUCUAAAACGAAUAAUUCCAAUUUUUCAGUCAGACAUUCAUCUUUUUAUUGGAACGUCCAAUAGAUUGCACAACGAUCAUUACACAUCAAGUGAAGGGUUUUUUGUGAGAUCACAACCUGAUGUAACAUUUAAUGGUUCUAUGGGAUAUAUGACACUAAAUCUGGAUUCAUUUGCAUGGGAAGAGGUUUCGGGGAAACACUUUGGCAUAUGUAAAUCCCCAGUUAACGGAAGUGUUCGAUGUAUUGACAUAAACAGUUUAAAUGGAUCAUUACUCUUUGAACACCAAUAUAUAUAUCCGAUGACGUCAUCAAUAUGUACUCAACUUUGCCUCGGUAGAAGUGCUAGUUAUGGUGUUAUUCGUGAAAAAGGAUGUCGAUGUUAUACUAACUUGACCUAUGAGAACAAAUAUGGUGAAUGUAAGGCUUGUUCUGGUCACGAAACUCAAAUGUGUGGCGAUGACUCGAAAGAAAGUGGAGUCCUAGUUGAUUUAGACUUUUACAGAGAGGAAACCGUGCAGUCUUGUGAAGAACUUUAUUCUUAUGGUGUAAAUAUCCCUGGCCAAUAUUUUAUCCAAAGAAACAACACACAAUACUUUGUUACUUGUUUUGACCAAGACCCGUCACUAUCAGUUAUAACGGAUUAUUCCAUUGCUCCAUCUUCUACAGAAUCUGGUAUUUCAGAUGAAGGUUUUCGAAUCAAUGCGUAUGCUAACUACAGCAUAGAUCAUAGCUGGAGACCUGAAGAUUCCGACUCUGAACCAUACAUUAAGUUCACAUUUACAGAAGACUACAUCAUUACUGCUAUUCAGACACAAGGUGAUGUGCUAACAGAGUCCUGGGUGAGGUCAUAUAUAUUAAUGUACAAGAAUUUAGAGAAUGCAGAUAUAGUCGUUGCAAUCAAUGGCUCAACAAAUAUAUCUGGAAAUGUUGACAGAUACAGUCGCGUUAUACAAUUUUACUCCCAGCCAAUCAUAACACGAGAAUUAAGACUGUAUCCGCAAUCUUCUCAGCAGCGGGUUUCUCUCCGUGUAUCUUUAUAUGGACAACCUUUGUCACAGUUUAACCAUUCCACGAGAUAUUUGGGAUGCUUUUUGAAUGUGGAAGGAGACUUUGUUGUUCAGUCUUUAGUAUCUUCAGAUGAAGACUGCAGAGCCACUUGCAAGGCAUCAUAUUAUCAGUUUUAUUCCUUUUAUGAAAAUCAAGACUCUUCAAGACAUUGUUUUUGUGGAAAUUCUCUAUAUGUUUACGGAACAGUACAAGAGACUUGGUGUUUUCCCUUUACAAAAAGUCCAGCUCUGCCAGUUUACAGAACAUACGAUACACAUUGUGAAGGGAAGAUUGAGGAGCAAGCUUCUUUUGCCUCUUCUUAUCAUCCUCACACUGUCGACUUCUUCACUGUCACAUCUCAGCUACAAUUUGAAUGUAAUGCAGGAUAUGUUCUGAACAAUAACGCGACGUUAAAGACAGUAACGUGCCAGGAAUCCGGCGGUGAUUACUACUGGAAGGAUGACGUAGGAAAAUGCAUUGUAAAGAACUGCAGCUCACUGGAAGAACCAGGCACCGGAUAUUACUUGAGCACCAACAACGUAACAUUCGGUACCUUUGUCACCGUGUCUUGUAAUAAUAGUCUACACAUGGCAGACGGUUCUGGUUCCAAGACAGUGACCUGCCUCAGUACAGCACAGUGGAACGAUAGCAUUUCUCCAUGUUUAUAUAAUUAUUGUCCUUUAUUUCCGUCCUCGUUACCCAAUGGAGCUUAUGUUCUGAGCCCAGACGGACUUUCUGCGACGUUCACUUGUAACCAGUUCUACAGACUGUCCACUCUGUCGAAUCAAGAGACCAUUUCCUGUCAACAGAAUCAUAAGUGGGAAGCUUUCAAUUUUACCUGUGAAGUAAACGAUACAGCCGUGGUUUUCAGACAAGCAGAGUUUGAUCUGAUUGGACUAUACGAGAGACCGCGAAAUCCAGAUUCGGUUAUUACUGAUGAAGUGUCCUCCUCCAUCUUUAAAUGUACAGACAGAUGUGUUAAGACUAGACAUUGCACUGCUUACGCCUACAGUAUGGAGGGAAGGAUAUGCACUUUGUUCAAAAGCCGUGUUUCUAUCUCCGAUCUCAUUCCUACUUCAUCAUGGAAAUAUUUUGAACUUAAACUAUUUUUGAUGGAAUAACACGAACUAGACGUAAACUUAAUA